CACCAACCCCCUCCCUCUGACUCUUGUCCCCACAUAGCUCCUCGCUCUGCUUUCUUUGUCGCAUUCAAAUAGCACUAUGCUAUGAAGAAGUCACAGUUACUACUCAUUUUGAGGUCUAAACUCCAUGGCCAUUCAACAUGACAAGGUCUCCGCAGUCCGCCGCCUUGCGACGCAGGAAGCGUGACUCCACCACCCAGUCAGUGGACUUUUUGAACACGGUGAUGCACACGAGCUUGCCCGCCAGAUCCGAGGUCAACCCCCCCAAGUCUACUCCGCAUCGCACACGCCGCACCACGUUAGCAGGACAUCAACUGUCUCGCGACGAUUUUGGGGAGAUUCCACCUUCUCCUGAACCGGGCCCGGCAUCUGAGCCCCGACGCCGCGUCUUGAAAAACUCCACCAUCGCCCAAUCGCCACGGAGGAAUCGACCCCAAAGGUCUGUGGAGAUUGAAUCUAGCACACAACCGGAAACACCUGAGGCGAGCCGGCAGGAUUGCGUUUCCGCCGAGGCAGAUGACGGGAACAUAAGUGAUGAAGGGGAGGACGACAAUAUUGAGGAGGACGAAGAUGCGAGUGGUCUUACCGACUUUCCCGACAAUCAGGCUGGUGGUAAUGCCAAUGGUACUGAAAUAAUGGAGAUUCCAGACGACGGAUCAUCGGAAGAUGGUGUUCCUCUGGAUCUCUUCUCCGAGGAAGAGGUUGCAGCUGCACAGCGCGUAUCGAAUUCGCCUUCCACAGAAGAAGACAAGCCAUCAGUGAGGCAAUGGGCUUCAAUGGGCAGUGUCGGCUCGAAUGCGGUUCCGGACACCGGUGGUUCGGAGAAUGAGCAAGGGCAUGCCUCCGAAGCAGAAGACAGCAGCCGAUUACCAUGCUUUAGCCCAUCUUCAGAUUCUGCGAGCGAUGCGAGUGAAGAGCUUGGAAGGUCUUCGGAGGAUGCAUCCGAAAAUGACUAUGCGAGCUCUCCAGGUCUCUCUUCCGCGGAUGCGUACACCCGUGCCGACAGGCGUGGAAUGGCGGAGAAGGGUUCCUCGCCAAAGUCUAUGAAUAAGAGUAUGCGAAGACGAACUCAAGCAGCAGCAGCAGCAGCAGCACUCGCAAGCACGUCGCGCAAAUCGGAUAGGGAAAUACGAAUGCAGGAACCAAAAACGUUGAAAUCCUCUACCAUAGCAACCCGAGAUGGAUCGAGUUCCCGCGACAAAUCACGAAGUGGUGAUUCUCAUGCAACCCUGCCACCGCCACCGUCACCGCUAUCUGACAGCAGCAGUGAACCUUCCGAUGACAACGAGUACGAAUCCGCCGCAUCUGACAGUGGCUCCUAUGGCUCUGGCAAUUCAGACGCACAUCAUUCAAGCGUCGAAUCGUCCCCCAUUUCAUCCCCCAGAAAACGAAAACGAACUGGAUCGUCUUCCCGACCGGUUCGAGCAACACUGUCUCCUGGCGAGCGAGGUGUUGUGCAGGCGACUCAUGGUUCGCCAUCAACAAGGGGCAUUGGAUCUUCAGCCAGUGCCCGUUCGUGGAGUCGAUCCGACGAAGGCUCGGAGCCUCUUGAGGGCUCCGGGGACGAGCUGGAUUUCCUAGCCGACAGUCCAUGGUUUCAGAAGGCAUCCAAAGCAAAUCAUCAGCAGCAAAACUGGAAGGCCAUCAUCCGGCACGCCCGGAAACUGAACGAACUGGAUCCUGAUAAACUCACCGCGAGGCUCGAUCCGAUCCGAAACCGGAUUUAUUCGCUGUUCGCAUUAUACAGAAACCUCGUGGAGCGCGCAAGAUGUGGCGAAGGUCCUUCUGAGAAUGAAGUUGGCAAUUGCCAUGAAGAUAUCAACAGCGUGAGACGAAUACAAGGCGAGCUGCGAGAUGAGGUAUACCUAGAGAGCCAGCAAGGUCCUGCCGCGAAGAAACGGGUGAUGGCCCUGGUGAAUGCAUUCUACACAGAGAUCAUCCCGCCUAUGGCGAGAGUUGUGCUCCUUUGCUACGAGGUCUCCCAGAUACAGGAGAAACUUUUCGCAGAGGCUUAUCAAUAUUUUCAGGAUACCCUAAUCAUGCUCUCCGAAUGGUGUCUGUGGACUGACGCUCUCUCCGAAUGGUUAUGUCAGGUCAGUUGCGUUGAGUCGGAGCUCCGUCGUGCGCUGGGAAAGCUCAUUCAAGCAUUAAACCAACGCGAAUUACAAAAGCGGCCACGGCCCAGGACUCCCCAAGGAAAGAAAGACGAGCCACCUUCUGUGAAAUCAACCCCGUGGACCGAGCAAGAGGAGAAGGCGUUAAUUAUAGGGUUACGGAAAUAUCCUGCAAGAUCGACCAACCGGUGUAAACUGAUUAUGAAUGAUUUCCGGCACGAGCUCCGGAACCAUACUUUCAAAACGAUGCGGGAGAAAUGUAAAGAGAUGUAUUCUGUUUAUGUCUCACAGCUGAGAGAGCAGCUGGAGACCGAGGAAGGGCAACAGAAAUGGAACUGGGUCCUGACUAUCCCAGGGUCGCGGUAGUUUCGUCGACGACGGUUUAAACCAUGGGUGGGUGGAGGGAGAACAGCCGAUUUGCUGGAGAACCAUGGAUCCCAUUGUUUUGAAUUGCGGGGAAUGCACAGUAAACAGCUUCAAUUCCACGUAAUUAUUUUCAGG
This is a messenger RNA of Aspergillus saccharolyticus JOP 1030-1, 2612 nucleotides long. RefSeq lists its product as uncharacterized. The transcript has 2 exons. NCBI's taxonomy places the organism in Eukaryota, Fungi, Ascomycota, Eurotiomycetes, Eurotiales, Aspergillaceae. The record is from RefSeq and is a predicted model, not a curated record. The coding region runs from base 138 to 2477 and encodes 779 amino acids.